Molecule: messenger RNA, 1897 nt
Organism: Prosopis cineraria
Lineage: Eukaryota; Viridiplantae; Streptophyta; Magnoliopsida; Fabales; Fabaceae
Product: xyloglucan O-acetyltransferase 1-like
Exons: 2
Coding region: 129-1448 (439 amino acids)
Cellular component (GO): Golgi apparatus
Molecular function (GO): O-acetyltransferase activity
Source: RefSeq, a predicted model, not a curated record
GCUAUUAGUGGGAUUUCAUUCACCACAACGACAGAGUAGAGAGUAGAUAGAUAGACCAGAUACCCAUUAGAAAGUUGAAAACUUGGACAAGAACAGGGAAAGGAAAGCAACGAGCCUCGCCUUCCGAUAUGGUAUCUCUCAACUCAAUCAAAGAUCAAACCCUCUUGCUCACCAAGAAAUUCCUCCCAUGGACUCUCUACAUUCUUCUUCCCAUCGCUCUCCUUCGCUUAUUCUUUUCCCCUCUUCCUUUUCUUCCUUCUCCAGACGCCGACCUCCCUCACUCCACCCUCAUCACCAUCCCCUCUCUCUCUUCCCCUUCUCCUCCAUCUUCUUCUGCAGGAGAGUCUCUGAUUUCUUCAUGUGACUACUUUAAUGGCAAGUGGGUUCGUGACAGAAGAGGUCCUUUGUAUAAUGGCACGACUUGUGGUACAAUCAAAGAAGGCCAGAACUGCAUCGCCCAUGGAAGACCAGAUUUGGGUUAUCUUUACUGGAGAUGGAAGCCAACACAGUGCAAUCUCCCCAGGUUUGAGCCUCUUGCUUUUCUGCAACUUCUCAAGAACAAGCACUUAGCUUUUGUCGGAGAUUCCAUGGCCAGAAAUCAACUAGAGUCCCUUCUCUGCCUUCUUGCCACUGCUUCAACCCCUAACCUUGUAUACAGAAACGGCGAGGACAACAAAUUUCGCAGGUGGCUCUUUUCUUCUCACAACGUAAGUCUCUCGGUUUAUUGGUCUCCAUUUCUUGUGAAAGGUAUUGAAAAAUCAAGCAGGGGUCCGAAUCAUAACAAGCUGUAUCUGGAUAUUGUUGAUGAGAGAUGGGCAGGUGAAAUGGGUCAAAUGGACAUGAUUGUGCUGUCUAUAGGGCACUGGUUCUUGCAUCCUGCGGUUUAUUACGAGGCUGAUUCAGUCUUAGGUUGCCAUUAUUGUCCUGGUCUGAACCACACAGAGAUAGGGUUCUUUGAUGUGUUGAGGAAGGCCUUAAGAACUGCCCUUAAUAGCAUCAUUGAGAAGAAAUCAGCAAAAGGGGAAGCAAUUGAUGUUACAGUGACAACAUUUUCACCUGCGCAUUUUGAAGGGGAGUGGGAUAAAGCAGGUGCUUGUCCAAAGACCAAGCCUUACAGAAAGGGAGAGAAGGAGCUAGAAGGAAUGGAUAGUGAUAUGAGAAAGAUUGAGAUGGAAGAAGUAGGAGCUGCAAAAGAAAAAGCUUUGAAUAAGUAUAAAGGGUUUAGAUUAGAAGCAUUAGAUGUGACAAAAUUAGCAUUGAUGAGACCAGAUGGGCAUCCAGGUCCUUAUAUGCAUGCAUUUCCGUUUGCCAAUGGAGUUCAAGAGCGUGUUCAAAAUGAUUGUGUUCAUUGGUGCUUGCCAGGUCCUAUAGACACAUGGAAUGAGAUUUUUCUGGAAAUGGUGAAGAAAUGGAGGAAUGAGAAUAGCACAGAAAUGGAUGAAGAAUGAAAUGAGGCAUCCUAUUUCUCUCAGAUCUUGUUUGGCACUCUGGUUCUGUGAUUAUUUACGAAUGUUUCCUCCAUGUGGGGGAGAGGCAAUUCUUGUCUUGGAAGAAGAUUGAUUAUUGUUUUAUUGAUUCUGCUUGGGCUCUCCUCUGUAUAAUGGAAAGGAAGAGGAUUUGGAAACACAUGUAUCCUUUUUUUAUUUUUUAUUUUAACGAGGGAAAUUGGAAAUGGAAAGGCAUAUUAUGAAUACUAUUACCAAGAGACAGUGAUAGUAUAUUUGGAAUUUAUUAUGUGGAUGGUUGGCUAGUCUAGAAGGGUACAAAAUGGAUUUGGAUUCACUGACUAGUUAAUACAGGUAUUGAAUACAUAUAGUAUUUAAACCGUUGAAAUCCAUAUCAACGAUUCUAAAUUUAUAUCCCAUUUAAAAUUAAUAAAUGAGUUAUUUUAUUUGAA